GACGCAAGGGGUUGAACAUUUUUUAUCCAAGCAUUGCUCUGUGCGGAAAAAUUAAAAUCCUCCCAAACCCAUCUCUCUUCAUGUCUCUCCCCGUUAUGAUUCCGCCAUUGUCUUCUUUUCCCUUAUCUCUCUAUCUCUCACCUUAUCUCUGUUGCAACUUCUACUGCAAGAGAGCUAAUUCAUUGAUGCAACGCAAAAUUGGAAAGAAGGUAGGAAUUGUUUUUUAGUCUGGACCAAGGUGUAGAGUUGGGAUAAGGAUGAAGAUGUGGGUGGUUGGAAUUUUUGGUGUGCGUGUAGUGUGAACUGCUCGGGGCAGAGCAGGACAGAACAAGACGGGGCAACAAAGGUAAUCCAUGCCUGCUCUAUUUUAGUUGAGGAUCGGGGAUGGGAUUAGGUGCUAACCCCUAUAAGGGUUAGCAUCGUGAUAACUAGUAAAAAUCACUACGAAUUAUUAUAAAAUCAAUACAACAUCUAAGCUAAAUCACUACUAAUUCAAACUAGUAGUAGUUUUUCCCUUGGUUAGAACGGUGUUAACUAUUGUACAAUUAGCACCGUAACCCCUCCCUUGUGGAUCGUAUCAAGAUUCACCCUAUUUUAGUGGGUCUUAUUCACUCCAAUACAAAUCAUAUCAAGAACUACGAAUCAGAUCAAUAUAUAUCUAUUAGAGUGAAUCUCAAUUGGCAUUCAUAGCUGGCCAAGUCUAGACGUGUCCAUUUGAGGCAGCAAUUUAAAAUCUACAAAUAUAUUAAAGUCGAGUUGGGGCAGUUUUUCAGCAUGACUUCAAUCUCGGGAUUCAAACCAUGGUCUUUCCAAAUUAAGACAACAAUCAUUACCAAUUAUGCUAAAUAAAUUAUUUGUAUAUUUUUAAGUAAAAAAUCUGAACACCUGAAAUCUAAAAAUCAUACAACUUUUCACUACUGUUAGCUAGCCAACUAACUUUCACGUACGUACUUUCUUUGUUAUUUGAUAUUUGAAUUUUUCAUAUUUUAAUUAUUUGAAUUUGAGUUUAAUAAUAAAUUUAAUUUAUGUUUAUCUUAUAAAUAGAGGAUAAUUUUAAAAUUGAAACCCAAAUAUCAUUGAUUCGAAUAUUACAUAUUGAAUUGCAGUAUUGAAUGUGUAGAUGCGAUGUAGAAUUCUUAACUUGGUAUUAAUUUUUAGAACUAUAAAAAAAUGAUAUUGUUAUGCAAAAUGUAAGUGACCAGCUUUUUAAAAAUUUUAGUUUGGUUUAAUGUUAAUUCCUCACUCUCUUGAUAAUAUGGCAUGAUUGGACAAAUGAGUGACUUUAAAAGAACACAAUUUCUGAAUACUAAUUUUUCUAGAUGAUUUCAAUUAUUUAAUAUUUUAUCUUAUAUAAUAAUUGACCAUAGGUAUCAUUUAUAGUUAAUUAGUUUAAUAUAAAAUAACCGCAAUACAAGACAAAUUAUGAAAGUUGAGCUGGAGUUUUCAUGGAUGCAUUGAUGUCAUCAUGUGCAUUAGCAAGGUAGGUACCACAAGAUAUGUUUAAUUUUUUUGUUGAGCGAAUAAGAUUGUACUUCAACUAAAUUUAGAGUAUGUUUGUUGAUAAAUAAUUUUUUCAUUGCAUAGAGUAUGGACGGAAAAUGUUAUUUUCUUACUAAUUUUGUUAUUGUAUUGUGCAGAAUACUUUAAGGGUUUAGAUACUAUUAUAUACUAUCUUAUAAUCCGGCUCGUUGGCCGGAAUGUUCGUAUUUUUUGAGUAUUUAUAUUUUUAUGUUAUGUUUAACUUUAUCAAUCCAUUUAAUUUUUUGUAUAAUGUUUCGAUCGAGAUGAUACAUAAAAAAUGAAUGUAUAGGUCGAACAUUUGAAGAAAUACCAUCAUCAUUUAAGAAUAUAAAAUAUAAAAAUAUAUCCUUAAUCCGAUUUCAUAAUGAUAAUUAGGCCCCCGUUAAAAUGCUAUUGGUUAAUUGAUUGUCAGAAAAGAUAGAGUAUAAAAGCUUACUGGAAUCCCCACACGACCUAUAGAUAAUUGGAAACUAAAAUCUACAAUCCUACAUAAAGAUUUCAAUGCUCUCCUUUUAGAAACAACAUGUCACUAAUAAAAAAGAAAUAGAGAGUUAUUGGUUCAAGUCAACCAAAUAGUAACAACUCGGCUAAAAGGGGACCAUCAAAACUUGAGAGCAAAUGACAUAAUUAUGGUUAGCUCCAACUUACUAAUAGACUCGAUUAAAGUAAUAAGGCACAAAGUUAGACACUCCGUAUCUACCAGUUCCAGUAGAUUGAAUAGAGAAUCUACCUUAAUUCCAGUAAAUCAAUCAAUGAUUCCUCAUUUUAAGAUAUACAUAGGUUGUGGUAGAUGCAACAACGAUAAACCUAAAGGUUCAAUAGCCACCACUCUCCGUUGUACAACCAAUUUUUUAUUCCCUCCAUCUUCAAUCUCAAGAGGCAUCUGUUUCAACCCAAAAUAAUUCACUUUUUGUUCCUCCUCAUGCAACUCUUAUUUUGCUACUUUGAUGGAGUUUCUCUCUGUGGCCCUCAAUUUCUCUUCAAAUUGGGGUUCUUGUCAACUCUCUUCAACUCUUCAUUCCUCUUCUUAUAUUUGACCAACUCAUCCUCCUUAGGGGCACUUGUAAUAAGCUCGUUAAAACCAAGCCUCAUCUCCUCCUUGAUUGCCUUCACCUGCUCGAGUUCACUUCCAUGCCCUUCAAUACCCUCUCCAUUUUCAUUAAUAUCCUAAUCAUCUCUCGCUUCUCCCUCUUCAACUACUCCAGUUUUCUUCCAUGCCUUUCAAUACCCUCCUCAAUUCGAUCACUACCCUCAACUCCCUCUUCUCUGUCUUUACUUGAUGUAGUUGAACUUUACUUGCUACCAAAUCCAAACAUAAUUUCUUCCCCCACCACUUCCCUUCCCAAACCUAAUCCCAACUCUUCUACUCCAAGUUCAACACCUCCACCUCUCAGAGUACUGUUGCGUGGAGGCUUAAUUUUAGCAAUCAUUAUGACUUGCAAUUAUAUUGAUGGACACUAAAAGCAUCGAUAAAAUCAACAGUGUCUAACUAAUCAUAAAACAAUAUCAAAAUUUAUCGGUGAGCUGGAUCAUAAUAAUCGACAUUGAUGAAAAAUAUGGUUGCAGAGAACAUGAGCAUGACAAAAUAAAACCUGAGCAUAAAUGUUGUAAUUGGAAAGAAUUUUUUAAUGGUAAACUUAUUUUAUUAUUUCAAUAGCUAAGCAAAAAAAAAAAAAAAGCAAACAAACAACCAAGAAAGUAGAUAUGGUGCUAGAAAAUCACAAUUGCCUCUAUUCUACACACAAAUCUAGCACCCAAACCACCGUUCAAAUUCCUUUCCUAUAUUUUAUAAAUUAAUCACAAGCAACUUAGAUAAAUUUGGAAAGAAAUAAUAGCCUACCAGUUCAACUCAAUGAACCUUCUAUGAAGAUAGAAAACUCAUUGAAGUUGAAACCUAAGAAUAGAAAGAGGAGCAACGACGCAAGAGAUCCAUCGGGCUUUAAACUCGUAUUAGGCAAUAUGAUCAAAAGAAAUAGAUAAUUUGCAUUUUCUGCUCAUGAGACACCCUGAAAAUAAAAGUUGUUUUGUUAUUACUAAGAAAGAUAAAACCAUGAGACUAAGAGAAGAAAAGAAUGACUUACAUAUGUGAAGCGAUUAACCUUGGACGAAGACCAAAAACCCAUUCAAGUUCAUAGUUUGGUAUAGGAAGAGGAGUAAAGGAGGAAGAUAUAACUGAUCAAACAUCGUUCAGCAAUAGAAGCAGCAAAAUGGUUCUUCUAGUAGUUCAUCGAUAUGGGAAAGAUGGAACCAUAGAGAGUUGAAAUCUCCUACUUGCCCAACUUCAAUCUCCAACAAUCAAACUGUAGCUCUAAGAGAUACCAGAAGAUUGAUUUUCAUAGGCGACAUUGUAGUGGGAAGUGGAAGGGAGCAAACUAUUGCACUAUGGGGGGAAUUUUAUAGGAGCUUAGAAAGGGAUAUGAACAAAGAUAAAAAAGUGCCAAAAAUAUUUUAAAUUAAAAACAUGCAAGGACACAACACAGUAAAUUAAAUAACUUCUUCCAUGUUACCUUAGCAAAAAUUAAGAAGAGAGUAGAUAUUUUUAAAAUGGAGAAAGUUAGAUGAAACUCUACUAUGAAAAUCGAUGUAUCAAGCACUAUAAAUAUACUUACAGCAGACUUAGUGGGCUAGCUAAUCAUGAUGGAAAAGUCCUCCGGUUUUCAGAGUUUAACUUCGUCAAUAGUUUGUAUUCAAAAAUUAAAGUUACAAUAAUUUGUUUAGUGUAAUUGAUUACGUUUGUUGUCUUUGUUUAAAGGGACUCGGGUUUGAAUCUUGGUAUUGAUGAUUUUUAUAUAUGAAUAUAUGAAUUAAUUAAAAAUUGUAAAGACUAAAAUGUCUUUCCUACUUUCACUCUCAUUGCAGGAAAUUUGAAAUGGAGAAAAGUACACAAAACUCUACCAUAUAUUAUUGGAGUAUGUAUUGUUUCUCAAGCCUAGGAAAUAAAUAUUGAAUAAAGGUUAUGAUCACGGGUUUCUUAUUUAUGCUACGCUUUUUUAGAAAAACUCUUUUUUUGUUAUGUCAAUUUUUUUCCAGGGUGACUACAUCAUUAAAUUGACAAGUUAUGAAUGAUUAUUCACGAGUAUUAUAACCAAGGUUGUUACGCCUCUACCGAACGGCUGGUUGGACUAGGUCCGACCAAAGUCGUGUUCCAAAACCGGCUAUACAAAACCAAGUGUCUGAUCGUUAGAGAUGGAGAAGAAGAGAGGGAACGGGGAGAGAGGCAAGAGGAUGGUGGGUGGAUCUUGAAAUAAGUAUAUUUUCUUAUGGAAUUUGAGUUUUUAAUAGAUUUAAGUUAUUACAUUCCAUUUCAGUCACUAAAUUUCUAUCUUAUAUGUAAAUAUAUUUAGAAAAGGUGUAAAUCGGCUCAAUCAGGUUGGAACUCAAUCAAACCAUUAAACUUCAAACUACUUGCUUGACCGGCUCAACAACUUGAAUCGGUUUGACAACUUUGGUUAUAACAAUUAAGCUUACAAUGUUCAUCAUUGAUGAAAAGUAAUAAGAAUUUCGAAAAUGGAAAAAUAAUUUUGAUGUCACCUAUAUGUCAUACGAAAUUUAGUAUUUCAAUUAAUUUAAAUUUUUUAAAUACACAUCAUACAUAUAUGGUAUUCAAUCAUAUUCCGACGAACAAGUUAGACAACAAGCUAGUUGUAAUGAUAUAGACCGUAGGCAAUUUAUAACCGCACGUCACUGAGAAGGCAAAAAUAACAAUACGGGCCUAGGGCAACGUUCCACAAGCCCAUAUCAUCCAUUAGCCCACUUUACGGGUCAGCCCAAAUAGACUGGUUACGGUCUCCCUCCCAGCCUAUCGCUCAUUCCCUCCUCUCCCAAUUAGAAACUGUUUCAGGGUUCAGUUUCAACAUGCUUCCAGCCUCCAGGCCUUCCAUGUCCGCUUUCGUCCAAAGUCGGAAUCUUUCUGUAAAUCUUCAAUGCAAUUUGGUACUCCCUCCAUUUGGGUUUGUUUCCUAUCUGAUUCUUUCUUAGACUCAGCAACCUAAAUAUCCCUGAAAUGCUGCUGAGGAGCUUCCAAACAUCGGGAAAUAAAGCCGUCGCAGGUCUUUCAUGGCUGCCCGGAAGGUGUUUCUCUAUUUCCAGCUCUUCCGUGCUCGAUGCUGCCGCCAAAGAUGGAAAAUUGAAUGUUUUCAUCGUCUCCGGAGAAGUCUCGGGGGACGCCAUCGGUUCUCGCCUCAUGGCUUCCCUGAAAAAGCUCUCACCUUUACCCAUCCGUUUCUCCGGCGUCGGCGGGUCCAUGAUGUGCAAAGAGGGUUUGGAACCUCUAUUCCCGAUGGAAGACAUCUCAGUGAUGGGGCUGUGGGAAUUGCUACCACAUUUGAAUAAGUUUAGGGUGAGGUUGAAAGAAACAGUUGAUGCUGCUGUUCAGUUUAGGCCUCACUGUGUAGUUACUGUGGAUUCCAAGGGGUUCUCUUUUCGGUUUCUGAAGCAGCUAAGGGCUAGAAAUGCCGGGGAAGGAAGUCCGGUGCACUUCCAUUAUGUUGCGCCAUCAUUCUGGGCUUGGAAAGGGGGCGAAGCGAGAUUGAAGGGCCUGAUUGAAUUUGUGGAUCAUGUGUUCUGUAUACUUCCAAAUGAAGCAGCAGUUUGUCAGCACAAUGGACUGCCAGCAACUUUUGUAGGACACCCAGUUCUUGAAGAUCUACUGGAGCUGAACUCGGGAAAGCAGUCCUCCCUAUGUGAAUGGAAGAUACAGGGCAACCCUGACAAUUUUCGGAGCAGAUUUGGUGUAUCGUCUGGUGCGGAUGUCAUUUCCUUGCUUCCUGGAAGCCGAUUACAAGAAGUUACUCGGAUGCUUCCCAUUUUUAGGGUGGCUGUCAACAAACUCAAACAUUCGCUUCUUGACUUACUCACAGUCAUUCAUGUGGCACCUAAUCAGGACGUUGAAGAUUUCAUUGGUAGAAUCCUUCACGAGUGGCCUGCACCUGUUGUUUUGGUUCCAGGAGGAGAUCCCGUUCUCAAAUAUGAUGCAUUCAGUGCCAGCAAAGUAGCAUUGUGCACUUCUGGAACAGUGGCAGUGGAGUUGCAGCUCGCACGCCUACCAUGUGCAGUUGCAUAUAGAGCCCAUAUCCUUACCGAAUGGUUCAUUCGGUACAAGGCGAAGAUACCAUACAUCUCACUGCCUAAUAUACUCAUGGAUGCUCCUGUCAUCCCUGAAUCUCUAUUCCAAUCAUGCACACCAACCAAUCUAGCUGGGUUACUUGGGGAGCUCAUGGUAAGUAAUGAACGUCGGCAGGAACAGAUUGUCAUUGCUGAGAAGGUACUCAGGCUUCUGUUUCCUUCUGAAAUAGUAGGAAAACCAUUGGGCGGAGGGGAUGGUGAAAUGAACUUCCCACAUUGUACCCCAAGCUUGGUCGCUGCAUCCACCAUCCUAAGCCAUGGGAAAUGAUAUCUGCUCUUCAGACCAAUCACUUAAUUAUGUAGCAGGGCUCAGUUUGUGUUGGUGAUUAAAAUAUAUGUGCCAUUUUCUCACAAUUUGGUAAUGCUCCAUGGUUUUAAAUAGCCACUUGAUGGAUGGGCACAUUCUGCAGUGUACUUGAUGGGUUAACUGAUUAGAAUUAUGCAAUGGUAUGGUUCCAGAAUAUGAAAUGUCUGGUUGCGUCUUCGGAUGAACCGCCUGCAUUAUAACUCCGAUCUCACAGCUACAAAUCCGUUAGGAUUUUAAGAGGCAGGCACAAUAAGGUAAACAUAAUACA
Molecule: messenger RNA, 7220 nt
Organism: Linum trigynum
Lineage: Eukaryota; Viridiplantae; Streptophyta; Magnoliopsida; Malpighiales; Linaceae
Source: the annotation of a GenBank genome assembly